Molecule: messenger RNA, 393 nt
Organism: Penicillium samsonianum
Lineage: Eukaryota; Fungi; Ascomycota; Eurotiomycetes; Eurotiales; Aspergillaceae
Exons: 2
Coding region: 1-393 (130 amino acids)
Source: RefSeq, a predicted model, not a curated record
AUGAGAACCAUUGACUUGGGCGGGCUUUCCAGCUCCAACUACACCGAGGACACUGUUGACCUCAUAAUUUGGCCCGCCGUUGAACUGGCUGUUACCCUUAUCUGCAUUGGCAUGCCCACCGUCCGCCCCCUAUAUCACACUAUAGUCCAUGGAUCGCGUCCGGAAAGCUCUGAGGGGAGAUAUGUCAAACAUGAGGACUCCAACUAUUCCACCCGCAUUCGUAUGCGGAACUUGGCCAAGGAUACCACGUCUUUUAGUUUUGUACAGGAGGAGCAUACCAAGUCGUAUAUUACUCAUUAUAGACAGAGUGAUGAAGAGAUUCUGGUGGGUCAGUAUGGAAGCAGUAAUGAUGGUAUUCGUAUCCAGGAAGAGGUGCGAGUGGAGAGAAUGUAA